AUGUGUACCGCAAUUUUCAGUGGUCAAUGGUUAUCUAAACAGAAACAACCAAUCGUCGGCUACCUAGCAUUGUCGCUACAAUUUUCAAGCUUUUAUACGUGCGUGGCAUCAACCGUCAAUCGACUGCUCGCUAUUUCUUGCCCUGUUCGAUACAAUAAUUGGUGUGGCCGCAAGCAGACACUGUUUUGGAUUAUAGCGUGCUGGUUGAUUGCGUGGGCUCAUAACAUCAUUCUUUUGAAAGAGGACUGUAGCUUUACAUUCAAUGCUGGAACACGCCAACUGGCAUUCAGCCCUGAACCAUGUGGACGAGUGCUAUCUCUCUAUGUUGAUCUGAUUUAUAAUCUUGUAACAGCAAUCAUUACCUUGCUAGCAGAUGUUUAUUGUGUGGUAAGACUGGUACACGCAGAAAGG
Messenger RNA from Ostertagia ostertagi, 411 nucleotides. The record is from the annotation of a GenBank genome assembly. NCBI's taxonomy places the organism in Eukaryota, Metazoa, Nematoda, Chromadorea, Rhabditida, Trichostrongylidae.